Molecule: messenger RNA, 6084 nt
Organism: Vespula pensylvanica (western yellowjacket)
Lineage: Eukaryota; Metazoa; Arthropoda; Insecta; Hymenoptera; Vespidae
Gene: Patr-1
Product: protein PAT1 homolog 1
Exons: 9
Coding region: 98-2320 (740 amino acids)
Biological process (GO): P-body assembly; deadenylation-dependent decapping of nuclear-transcribed mRNA
Cellular component (GO): P-body
Molecular function (GO): RNA binding
Source: RefSeq, a predicted model, not a curated record
GUUUAAGUUUACAACAUAUCCGCCAUGACAGCUGAUGCCUCUCGGUGCACUUGACGUUUCAUCAGAACAUGUCAUUUUGUACAUUUAAUUUCAACAAAUGGCAGACUCUUUUUUCGGUUUCGACACAACGCUCUUAGAAGGUAUAGAAGAUGGGCUUGAUUGCCCAUUGGAGGAGGAUGAUUUUGGUGAGGAGGAGUAUGAUGCAUUAAAUGAUGAAACUUUCGGUUCUGAAGCUACUAUUGGAGAUUGGGAGAAAGAUCAUGAAAAACUUGCAGAAAUUACAGAGUCUAGUAGAUCGCAGCAUAAAAAUGCUUCUGAUAAGAAGAAUGGUAUCAGUGUCAACAUCGAAGAUAGUUUAUCGCAUUUAGUAUUAGAUGAAAAAGAAGGAAUUGUACCUAAGCCAGGCGUAUGGGAUAGUCCUAAUAUACCACUACCCAAACCUCGACCACCUCCUUCUUUGGCAACUACCUUAAAAAAUGUGUGUACAGUGGAAGAACUGGAACGGGGUCUUAUUGCUAAUAGACCCCCGCCUGGUCUUACAAAACCAUCUCAACUACAACAACAAAAGCCAGAAGGGUCAUUUAUUUUUGAAGCUUUGUCAUUAAAUGAUAAACUUCAAAUCAAUGGCCUACCUACUUCUCGAUUUCCGCCAGGAUUAGGUCUACCUGGUCCACAUCCCAUGGUCAUGCCACCAAAUUUAAGAUUACCGCAUUCACAAUUCAUGCAACAUCCUAGAUUAUUAUCUAAUCAACCUGCUAAUGUAUUACGAUAUCCUCUACCACCGCAUGUUAUGCUACCACAAGGAGCACAAAGACAGCCAAUUCAUGGACCAUUUACUAGCAAUUUUCAUCAUCCACCUCAUCCUAAUUUAGGACCACCACAGUUCCUUCGUCAAGAUCAUCCAAUGAUGCCUCCAUUUUCUAGUAAUCAAGGUGGUCAUCAACAACAUUCUUUUCCACAUCCUGGCAAUCAAAGAAACCAGAAUAGAUUAUUUUAUUCCAAUGAACAACAAGGGAAUCAUCAGCCAUUUUUUAAGAAUAAUCAGUAUCUUCAUCGUAAUCAUGAUAGAAAUAAUCAAAGAUAUUAUCAUUAUCAACAUCACAAUCAUCCUCAAGGAAUAAAUGGUUUAAAUAAUUCUGGAGAAUAUGAUGAAUAUGCUGGUCUUAUGAGUAGUAGAGAAAAACAAUGGUUAAUCAAUAUUCAAUUGCUCCAAUUAAAUACAAACCAACCAUAUGUUGAUGACUACUAUUAUACAGUAUUUUGUGAUCGACAAAAUAAAUUAAAUGCAAACCAAGAGCAGAAAGAUAAAAAACAUAAUAAUAAUAAUGGAUUUCAAAAAGAUUCUAGGAAUCGCGAACAACCUCAACAUGUUGCAUCAAAAGUUGUAUAUAUCCCAGCACAAUUUGAGAAUUCAUUAGGGAAGCUGCAAUUUAGUAGUGUUACUGCGCCUCGUAAAAUAAUCGAUAUGGAUGUUGUUCCCAAUAGUGAUCCACAUUCAACUUUGCAAUCUCAACAAAAAGAUACCAAAAAGACAAGACAAUUGUUCCUUGAAAUUGAAAGGAUGUAUACAAUACUGUUGAAAAUUGAAGAUCUAAAUAAUCCUUUAGCUGUGCUUUCGGAACAACAACAACAACAACAACAGCAACAGCAACAGCAACAACAACAACAGGACAGUGAAACAGAGACAAACACUGUUAAAAAAACAGGUGCUGAAUUAAUCUGCAUGAUGUUAACGUCUAUUUCUCAGCUAAUACAAGAUGACAAAAUAGCUAGUAUGCUUAGUAUUCGUAAAGGAAAGACAUUGCUAUUGAGAUUUUUACCUCUUUUAAAUGUAAUCGAAUACAGUAGCCAAUUGGAAGAUUUAUGGACCUGUGUAUUGAGAAGUUUAGCAAUUAUAGGUCGUAGAGACACACAUUUAUUGACAAAUUUUUAUGCCGAGUUUCGAAGGUGGCUUGACACUGUACAAGAUUUUAAUACAGUACUGCGACUUACAAGAGCAUUAUCCGAAUCUGCUGCUCAACCUGUGAAAAAUAAUAGUUUAGUUUUUGCUCUCGUAAACAAGUUCGGUGUAUCUGUACUAGCCUCACUUUUUGAACGAGCAGAGAAGUUAUAUCCUACAAAUGAAACUUUAUCUUCUGAUUGGUCCAAUUUUAUAAUUACUCUUGUUGAACUAAUUGGUGAUACAUCACCUUGUGUAGCUCCCUGUCAACCAGUCGCUGCAAAUACACUUAACCAACAUUUAAGUCGGAUUUCCAGUUUAAAAAUUGACAGGUACAGAGUAUUAGAACUUUUGUUAACUGAUGCCAACUCUUCACGAUAGUGUGAUAUUACUUGUUUUUGACGAUUUUUUAAAAGUUUGUUUUUCAAAAUGCAAAAAGUAAUAUAGACUUGCAAAAUAUUUUAUUAUUCUAGUUAGUAAUCUUAUUAAGGUAUCCAUUACCUAUGAGUAUAUUCGAAAAAUACUGGGUACUAUAGUUUUACAUGAUAGAAAAUAAUUUUAUAUGGGAAAUAUUAAGCGAUAUAACAAUUUAACCUUUAUCUUAGAUUUUGAUCUAAUAAUUUUGAAUUUUGUAUCUUUAUACUGCAUGUAACUUUGUUUAAUAAUUGCAAGAGAAGGUAUUGUUGUAAUUUUUGUAAUAUUUCAACUGAACUAUAAUAAGAAUAGUAAAUAAUAUAACUUCAACUUCUAUGAUUUCUAUUUCUGCUACUAAUUUCUUCUUUUCCAUCAAAAAGCUACAUGUAAAACUGGUAUCUAGUGUGAUCCAUAUUGCACAUCUUAUCUUCCUGUAGUAAUCAUUCUAUAUUAUUUAUAACAAAAAACAUUUUGUGAUUUAUUCAAAUAAUAAAUAAUAUGAAAGCAUAAGUACUAAUAUCAUUGGUAUAACAUUUAAUAAUUUAUUAAGUUGUAAAAUAAAUAAGUUCGGUUGCAAAUAUAUGAACAUGUUCUAAUUAUAAGUGAAUACAACCAAACUUAUUUGUAUUACAAUCCGAUAUAUUUGCAUAUCAAUAUGUUUUGUAAAUUUGAAUUAUGAUAUAAUAACUAUUGAUUUUAUAUAUUUUUUUUACAUAUAUGAAGUCACGAAUUUCAUAUUUAAUUUAUAAUGUAUAUUACUAUUAGCAAAAUUUAAAACCAAUGAUAAUUGUACUUGUAUCAAUUAAAAGAAUAUGAAAAUACCAAUCUUUAUUGUUAAGAUUAUAGGCCACCUUUUGGCUUAGUUUAAAAUAUAUUUUUGUCGGCAUUAAGCAUCAUAACAAUAUCACAAAACUCAGUGUUAUCAAUGUAUGUAGUCAAAAUAGGAAUUAGAUGCUCAGCUUUUGCAAAACUUAUCACACGUUAAUAAAAAGUAUUUUCUUAAAAUUAACUUAUUAAAUGCAUGAAGCAUUAUAUAUAGAUACGUAUACGUUUCAAAUUAUAAUUCAGUUGAUGAAGCUAAAAUAUAUCAUAAAUUUAUGCUCCUUUUAGAAUAAAAAGGAUAACUAUAAAAUUAUCUAAGUACUGCAAAAAAUAUAACUCCAAGAAAAGCAUCUCUAUUGGUUACUUUGUGUUAUGCUUUGAAUAUUAUUAUGAAAAUAAGAAUAUUGCAAUCAUUGCAUAAGUUUGUAUACAUGUAAGAAAAAGUAUAGCCUUUUUACAAUGAUUAUUAUAUUAAGAGACUAAAUUCAACUUCCGUGAGUUCCAGAAUUAUAAACAUGUGAUAAUGUUGAAUCUGCUAUAGUUGCAACAAUGGUUAAAGCCUUGUCAAUGUUAAAGCCAGGGAAUGUUUUCUUUCUUAAGUGAAUGUUAUUAGAUACGAAAUCUAUAAUCACUUUAAUACAGUGAAAUUACAAUUUACAUCAUAAUGAAUUUGCAAUACUAUAAGAAUCUAAAAUGUAAACUAUAUAAUGACAUGGCCUUUAGUACACGAUGUAAGUUGAUUACUUUUUAUUGCAGUAUAUAUUAAUACAAUCUUACCUUAUGUACGUCUAGUUUGUACAUAGAGGAAUACUGAUGAGUGAAUGACUUCGUAUAUUUUGUAAUUGGAUGCAGAAAAGUUUUGCUUUUCGCGCCCAUAAUAUGAUAUUGCAUCAUUUUGCAAAAAAAUAAUUGAAAAACUUACAAAAAAAAAUAAUCUUGUUAUUUUAUAAUUUUAAUAACAGAGUUGUAAAGAGGUAGUUAAUUCGAUUGAAUCCUGAAAGCAUGUAAACGAGAACUAAUAAUGUAGAAAAGCACUGUAUCGCUCUUUUUAAGCAUAGAGAUAGAUGAUAAAUAUAAUUUCACUGUAAUAUAUACUUGCAAAAUUUAUAUCUGUGUAUAUAACAAAUUUCAAUUUUGAAAUUUGAAUAUUUCACAGAUGCUGAAUGAAUAGCUCUUACUUCCAACUUCGCAUCUUAUAUAUAUAUAUAUAUAUAAAGAAAUAUGUAUGUAUAUACAAGCAUAUAUAUAUAUAUAAGCUAAUAUAUAUAUAUAUAAGCAAAUAUAUAUAUAAGCAGAUAUGUAUAUGUAUAUAUGUUCGUAUUUAAGUAUGAAUCUAGUUCAUACCUAAAUAUUACAAGAAUUUUCAUUCAUUUUUGCAUUAGGAACUUAUCUUCAUGUGUACAUUAUGAACAUAAGAAUUAAUACUUAUAUAUUCGGAAACAUCUGUAUCUCACGUCAACGACCAGCGAUCAUUCAUUUAUAUGCGAUCAUUUUCCACAGUCUACAAACUUGUUUUCAUGUUAUGCAUUAUGUUAUGACCAUUGCUAUGACAAUUUUUAUUCAACAAGUAGGAAUAUAUAAUAUUAUUAAAUACUUAAUGCACAAAAUUCAUUUGGUAGAAGACAUGAUACUAUUUGAUAUAAAAAAACAUUACGUGUUUUAUGAGUAAUUUAAGAAUAUGUUUUGAACUAUCAAAACCAAUAUAAGUCCUAACUAGCCCAAAAGUUACACUACAUUCUUCUUAUCACGUAACUGGGCUGCUCUGAGUUGAGAAAAAGCUCAUAGCAAAUAUAAUAUGUCUGCUGUCACAUAAAAGAUUUUAAAUAAAUAAAAUUUUAUUAUUGUAGUAAUAUAAAAAUAUAUUUGUGUUAGGACUUGCAUUAGAUUACGAUGGUUCAACCAAUACUUAAGUUAUAUAAAAUCACUAAUGAUAUUGUUUCCAAAUUAUUUUUUGAUGCCUUCAAUCGACCUAUUUAUACAUAUGUUUAAAACAAAUAGGACGAUGAGGCUAAUUAUAUACUGUUGAAAUACGAGCUUGUAUGAAUGUAAAUUUAACAAUUUCAUAAACGAUUUUAAGAUUCUACCAAAAUGAUGUAUUAAUAUAAAAAAUCUUUUUAUUAAUUCUUUUCUCAUUCUGUAGAAUCAUGCAUAUUUAUUUAAUACUUGACUUGCCAUAAUUAAUUUUAAGAAUUUUCUCAUUACUUCAAUCUCAUUGCCAGCUAUUACACAUCUAACAUAUUAUUGUUAACGAUGUAGUAAUAAAGCUAGAGAUUCAUACAUGCUCAUAUAUAACAGUACAUGUCUGUUUAAAUUUAUUAAUAUGUGAAAUGAAAAAUAUAAUAAUUAUACAUCAUCUCGAUAAUGUACUUUUGUAAUGCCAAUUAAUUAUUACAUGCUUUUGUUAAUACAUGCCUUUAACGCGUUCGAGAUCGCAAGUACAUUGCAAGAAAUCAAAUAGUACUUUUUGUCCAAGUAAAAAGUAUGGAAAGAUUAAAAAAGGAAAAAAAGAAAAUUAAAGAAAAAAGAAAAGGUAUAUAAUGUCUUCUUGUAAACUAGCUAAUGUGGUUGAAUUGGAAAAGAGACUUGCGUUUGAUUUUUACUUAAAGAUAUAUUUUUAUAGAAGUACUAUGUUUAUUCUGUUUAAACAAAAUUAUUGUAAUAGAACCCUACAAUUAAGGAUCGUUAUUUUAACGUCUCUCAAGAGAUCCUUAUAUAGUUUACUACAUAUAUUAUGCAUGUAUUAUGUACUCAAUGGUACUCUUGUACAUGAAAAAAAAAAAAAAAAAAAAAAAGGGAGAGAUAAAACUGUAAAUUUAUUAUACAGUAUAGGAGGAUACUUGUAGCUGUUGUGUAUGUACAGAAUUGACCUAAUUUGAAAUCAAAGUCCUAAAUAAAUGUUUUGCAUCCUA